UGCCCCGGCUCCGGGCAGCUGCACUUGGCACAGCCGGUCCCAGGCCCUUGGCUCUGAGGAGCAGCGCCAGUCAGAAACAGGAGAGCGUCUGCGCGCGCGGUUCCUAGUGUCGGUGCCUCCCCAACCUCAGUCCAGUAAUCCUAGGUCUGGAGCCGGCUGAGGUGUUGCUCUUGGUAAGGCUGGGAGAUCUGUGUCCCGAUUGGACCGGUGUAGUUGGACCAGUGGAAAUGAACCAGAUCCUGUUUCUGCACAUGAGAUGUAGCAGAUUGCCAAGGGGCAUUGACAGCAAGGCAGCAAAAUGAAGUGCUCCAGCCAUUCUUUAUGGUGCACCAAGUCAGCCUUGUACACCUGCCUUUUAGGAGGAGCAUUCGUUACCUUGGGCUCAAGUCGUAUUCUCCUGAUGAAGUAUUCUGCCAAUGAAGAUAACAAAUAUGAUUAUCUUCCUGCAACUGUGAAUGUGUGCUCUGAGCUAGUAAAAUUGGUGCUAUGUAUGGCAGUGGCACUUUGGAUAACUACAAAAGAGGGACAGUCAUAUGGUGACUUCGGAUGCACUUCAUGGAGGGCAUUUUGUAACUACAUGAAGUGGUCAAUUCCUGCCUUUUUGUACUUUUUGGAUAACCUGAUUGUUUUUUAUGUAUUGUCCUACCUCCAACCAGCCAUGGCUGUAUUAUUUUCAAAUUUUAUCAUUAUAACAACAGCUCUCUUAUUCAGGAUAGUGCUAAAACGGCAACUCUCCUUGGUGCAGUGGGCUUCUUUACUCAUUUUAUUCCUGUCCAUCAUAGCCCUGACUGCAGGAACCGGAAGCAAUCAGCACAGCUUGGCCACACAUGGAUUUCAUCACAACAUGUUUUUCAGCUCAUCUAAUCGCUGCCUUCAUUACAUGAAGUCAGAGGAAGAGUGCUGGGGAAAAGACAAUUGUACAGUAACAGAGUUAUUUCCCAGCUUCAAGUGGAAUUUCACUGCUACAACUACAGGAGCUUUGAAACCUCUCCGCCUCGGCUUGGGCCAUCUGCUCAUAAUCAUGCAGUGUUUCAUCUCCGCUUUGGCCAACAUCUAUAAUGAAAAGAUUCUGAAGGAAGGGGACCAUGAAAGUAUCUUUGUGCAGAACAGCAAACUCUACAUUUUUGGAGUGCUUUUCAAUGGGUUGAUGCUGGGUCUGCGCUCUGAGAACCGCUGGCAGAUAGAGUACUGUGGCUUCUUUUAUGGCCACAACGUGUUCUCUGUUGCACUUAUUUUUGUGACUGCCUUCCUAGGGCUGUCUGUGGCCUUCAUCCUGAAAUUCCGAGAUAACAUGUUCCAUGUCCUGACUGCUCAGGUCACCACUGUAAUCAUCACCAUUGUGUCCAUCAUCAUCUUUGAUUUCAAGCCUUCUCUGGACUUCUUCUUGGAAGCACCUGUGGUGCUUCUCUCCAUAUUUAUCUACCAUGCCAGCAAACCUCAAGACCUGGAAUAUGCCACUCAGCAGGAGAGGAACAAAUUCGUUGGUGAGAUCUGGGAGCGAUCCAGUGGGGAUGGAGAGGAGCUUGAGAGACUAACCAAAGCAAACAGUGAUGUUGAUACAGAUGAAGAUGCCUUCUAGCAUCAGCUUGUGCAAUUGGGUGCUGGAUAUUCUCCAGGAGAGCAGUGCUUGGUAUCUUUUUAAAAUCUAGGGUAGUCCCUUUUUUACUGGUGCAACAGUUAAGACUGUUUGGAGGGUUUUUGUGAUUUCAGAGGAUUUGUAUUGUAUUUUUUAAGUUGUACAAAUACAACACAACUCCAAAAUCAGCAUAGGUUUGUCCAGGUUUGGGGGUGGGAUGUCAGAUGAGGAAAAAAAUGAGUAAAGCCCCUUGGUUAGAAGAACUAGAGAAUUAUAAUUUUGAGACUAUAUGUAAAGUUUUUUUCUCUUCUCACACUAGUAUAAAUCAAAAGUUAAUUCCAGUGCAGUUAAUGAUAAACCAGUAAUCAGAGUGUUAUAAGUGGAGAAUUCAGCCCUGACUUAAUGAUCUGGGUCACAUGGGUACUAUAUUAUGUAUAAUAAUCUAGUAAACUUGGUGUCCUCAGUUGUACAUGUUUGUCUGCCAUGGACUAGGGUUGUACUUGCCUCACUGGUUGAGGGCCUGAUCCUGUAAUCCUCACAUCAGUGGUCAGUUGAGAGUUGUCCUAACAUAAGUGCUUUAAAGAUAUGAGGCACGAUAUAAGUGCAAGGUAUUCUUAUUUCCAUGGUUCAUUGGUAUCAUACAUGCUUCUGUCAUUAGUUUCCACAGCUGCAAAAUAAGUUUCCUCUCUACUGCAAUGAUUUGUAGGAAUGGCUGGUCUUGUAUGUUCUGAGAAACAUUAUGCCACAUUAUAAAUACUUUCUGUUUGUUUGGUAAGGUGGUGAUUAUUGCACAGUGGCAGAGCAGUUUUCCUGAUAUUCAGAAAUAGAAGCUAUUUGUGAAGUAAUUUCAUUCUUACUCUACAUAAAAAUUCAGUUUUCCCAUCAUAAGAAAUCAAGGAUUUUCAUUCUAUUUAACUAAAAAAACUAGUUACUUUAUGUCCAAAUUCACUGUAAGUGCAUUUCAUCGUAUUUGUAAAGACAGACUUUUAAAUGUUAAAAAUAAACUUGGCCCAAAAUUUUGAUUUUUUGUAAAAACAAGCAUUAAAAAUAAUCUCUAAGAGAUAUUUGUGUAGCCUUUAAAAAAUACAGCUGAAUAGGUUCUGUUUAGACCAACAUUUUUCUACAGUGUUUGCUGCCUAGUUGAUAUGGACUUAUGUUAGAGCAGGGCUACUCAACAAGUGGCCGGGGGCUGCAUGUGGCCCGCGGCCCGUUUGUUUGCGGCUCGUUGGUAGGAGUUGAAACAAAAAAAAUAG
Molecule: messenger RNA, 2829 nt
Organism: Pelodiscus sinensis (Chinese soft-shelled turtle)
Lineage: Eukaryota; Metazoa; Chordata; Testudines; Trionychidae
Gene: SLC35A5
Product: solute carrier family 35 member A5
Biological process (GO): pyrimidine nucleotide-sugar transmembrane transport
Cellular component (GO): Golgi membrane
Molecular function (GO): pyrimidine nucleotide-sugar transmembrane transporter activity
Source: RefSeq, a predicted model, not a curated record